AUGGGUGGCAAAGAGAUAACUUCUGUUGCUAUAAUUGGUGGUGGCCCUGGGGGACUUGGAACCGCCGUCGCUCUCUCCCAGCUUCCAUUCCUACGGGUUACUCUUUAUGAGAAAAACCCAGAGCCAAGAGAGGCUGGAGCUGGACUCAGUCUAAGCUCAAAUGCGUGGAAAGUGCUUGAUUUACUAGGAGCAAGUGAUAUGGUCAAGGGAGGCUCCAAGUCAAACACACAUCAAAGAAAUGCCUAUACAGGGAAGGUCCUUAGCAUUAUGCAAAAUCCGGAAAAUUCUGCGGCAGAUCACCGUGGAGCAAUUCGAGCUCGCAGGACCCGGCUACAGUCAGCUCUCUUGGCGAAGGUGCCUGACGGGGUCAUUCAAUACAGCAAGAAGCUUGUGUCUCUUGAAGAUGUACCAGGUCAUGGUAUUGUCCGGAGACAUCUGUUUCCUGAUCAUCAGCUUUCCUUCACAGGAAACACUGCAUUCCGUGUCCUUGUUCCUAGAUCACGCCUGUCUCAUAUUCCAGAUAUUACGCCCACAACAUCAUGGUGGUGGGGAGAAGCUGGCCAUGUUUACCUCUCGGACGUAGAUGAUGAGACUGAGACUGAGAAUGCACUUUUCGAAAUCACUGUACGGUCAUAUCGAGAGCCUGAGAUCCCAGGAGAAACGGUUUCCUGGGGCAUUCCCGCGACGAACGCGAAAGUGGCAUCCCGUGUUAAGACCUUUGAUCAAAGGAUAAGGGAUGCUGUCAGCAUGGUAGCCGAAGGAGAGUGGAGGGAAUUUGCAACAUUCGCAGGUCCUCGUCUGGAGAAGAUCACUGGAUGGGAUAAAAUUGUUCUUAUUGGAGAUGCUAGUCAUCCUCUGUCCGGCGCCUUUGGCUCUGGAGCGACAUUUGCUAUGGAAGAUGGCUGGAUUCUCGCUCGCGCACUUGAGCGGACACGGUUCACUUCCCAUCAUGCACGGGACGCCCUUAAGAUCUUUGAAUCGAUUCGUUCUCCUUAUUACAAUAAGAUGUAUCAAAACCUGGACGAGAGCAAAAGCAGAACACAGAAGUUCCAAGCGGAAAAUGAAGAUUUCGAUGCCAUUUUACAAUACAAGAUCGACAGCUUUUUGUAUGGGGACAAGGAUUUCAUUUAUAAGAAUGAUAUUAAGAAAGUCUGGGAAGAAUUUUGUGUUACAGAGCAGACAAAAGAAGAAUAG
This is a messenger RNA of Penicillium arizonense, 1194 nucleotides long. RefSeq lists its product as uncharacterized. NCBI's taxonomy places the organism in Eukaryota, Fungi, Ascomycota, Eurotiomycetes, Eurotiales, Aspergillaceae. The transcript is spliced from 6 exons. Bases 1 to 1194 code for a protein of 397 amino acids. Gene Ontology annotation, biological process: secondary metabolite biosynthetic process. The record is from RefSeq and is a predicted model, not a curated record.